AUGGGAGGAAUUGGAGUCGUAGACAUUGGAAGUAACGGUAUCAGAUUUGGUUUGGUAUCAGAAUUGACUCGCCAUUUACCUGUUAUUUACGAAGAACGUGCUCCAAUUUCGUUAUUCGAAGCACAAAAUUUCACACAAUCCGACGUACGUACAGAUAUUCCUGAAAGUGUAAUUAUCGAUGUCGAGAAUAGUUUGAAACGAUUUAAAUUUAUUGCUCAACAAUAUAAUAUCAAUCAUGAUAAUGUUCAUGUGGUCGCUACGGAAGCAACUCGUACUGCACCCAAUUCUAAACAGUUUAUUGAUAGAAUAAAGAAAGCCACGGGAUGGGAAGUUGAAUUAUUAUGUGAAAUGGUUGAAGCUAAAAUUUCUGGAAUGGGCAUCGUUGCUACUUUUUAUGGAGUUGAAGGAUUAGUCAUGGAUAUGGGUGGCGGAUCGGUGGAAUUGAAUUACGUGACUCAUCAACCUUAUGAAAAGGAACAAACAAUCCAAAUGUCCAAUCAUCCAAUUAAUCUUCCUUAUGGUGCUGCUGCCUUAACAAAAUUAUUAAAAUGUAACAAUACUCCUGAGAAACGGGAUGUUUUAUUCAAAAGUAUAGUCCAGGAAUUAAAAGAAGGUUUCAAAAAAUUAAAUGCUCCUGAAACGAUCAAAGCGGAUGAUGGUUGUUUUACGGUCUAUAUGAGCGGAGGUGGACUUAGAUCUUUGGGUUAUUUAAGUAUGUCAGAGUCCGACCACAAAUCAAAUUAUCCUAUUCCCAUCAUUAACGGUUAUGGUACGUCCGCCGAAGAACUUGUCAAAGCUACCAAGCGAAUCACUCCCAAUCAUAACGUUGACGUUGUGGAGCCUCCAGAGGAGGAAGAUAAACCUCUAUUUCCAGAUGGUAAUCCUUUCCGUAUUAGCAAUAGACGUGCAAAGCUUCUUCCUGCAUGCGCUUUCUUAUUGGAAGCUAUUAUGGAAGUUAUCAAAGUGCGACACAUUUAUUUUUGUGAAGGGGGAGUUCGACAAGGAUAUUGCUUCAACAAAUUACCGAGAUCAGAAUGGUCAGUUGAUCCGCUGGAAUCUUUUAUCAAACAUCAUCCACUUCAACCCAAUCAUCUUGAAGAAUCACAUCAUAAGAAAUUACUAAAAGAUAUUAAAAAAGCAAUCCCAUCUAUUGCAUAUGAAAUUCUUGAUUCAGAUCUACCUUCAGGGAAUUCUAAAAAGCCGAAAAGGCUUGAACGUCUCUUGCCAAAUUUAAUAAAUCUCGCUUUUUGGAAUAUGCCUUUUGCAAAAGAAGCUAGACCUAUUUCGGCAUUCCAAUUAUCACUUGCAGGAGGUGCUCUUGCUAAUGCACCUGGUCUCACGCACAUUGACAGGGCUAUCAUAGCUUGGUGUUUAAUGUAUCGAUAUAAUGAAGACGGGAGUGGUGCUAAAAGCGGAGGCGUUAAAGGAGAUAUUAGUACAAUGGCCCCUGGUAUAUUUGAUGGCGUGAAAAAGUUGAUUCCAGGUGGAAAAGAUGGAAGAAAAAUUUGUGAAAUCGUGGGAACUUUAAUUGGGUUCACUAUAUUGUGCUAUCCAGUUGAGGAUGAUAAAUCCUCAAUGGAUGAUAAUUUAGUCAUCUUUGAAUCAUCGGAAAAUAUUACUCAACAAGACUAUAAUAUUGAGGAUAAGAAACCAAAGAAAUACGAAAUAAAAUUGACUUUGGCGGAAUCAUUAUCAUGUAAUAAAUCUGAUGUUUAUUUGGUUAACAAUCCAAUUGUUAAAGGAGCUAGUGAAAAAUUAGAUAAGAAUUAUAAAUUAGGAAAACAUGAGAAAGAUAUAACGGAAAUCGUUAUGAAAGUAGUAGAAUAUAAAUGA
Messenger RNA from Funneliformis caledonium, 1833 nucleotides. The record is from the annotation of a GenBank genome assembly. NCBI's taxonomy places the organism in Eukaryota, Fungi, Glomeromycota, Glomeromycetes, Glomerales, Glomeraceae.